GUACGCCCUGAUGCUGCCGUGAUGGGUACUACGGUAAUAAGGACGUCUGGACGUUGACUGGGGCGAGCCGGGGAGUCCAUGCGCAAAUGGAGAUCAUGGUGGAUGCCAUGGGGAUCCCGGCUGCAGGAGAUCAAGAUCAUGGUGGAUGCAGUGGAGGGAUCCCGGCUGCAGAAUAUCGACAUCAUGGUGGAUGCAAUGACGAUCCCGGCUGCAGAAGAUGAAUGCAUCGCAGCUGACUUGCUGUUGGUGUCGUGGGAUCCCAAUCCCCACGGUCGAGGACCGCGCCGAUUUCGAAGUCGGGAUCCUCUGGUGUCGCACACCCUCCACGACGCCGCCAGAACUGCGAGGAGGACGACGACGGCAAUGAUGGAGGCUGCUCCAUCGGCAUCUGUUGGCGUGAACGACCACCACCAGGGGGAAGCUGUGGGAAUGGAUGCCGUUCAUCGCCAUAGCCAUCGCCAUAGCCGUGCUGUUGACGAAGCAAGGAAGGAGAUCUUGCCGGAAAAGAAGAAGAUGGUGUCACAACGGCAGUCCUGGGCGGAAUGCCUGAGGAAACCAGCUUCGCUGGAUGGGUUCCGUGCGAUCGGCUUCUUCUGGCUCUUGGUCAUGGGGUGGCUAACUGGUUUUCUGUUCAGCCAGCCCGCGUUGGCUCAGCCUAAGCCAGUCAUAAACAAUAUCGGACCUGCUUUCGGCAGCACUGAAGGGGGAACCUUGCUCACUAUAACAGGCAGCGGUUUCUCUUCCGACCUUUACGUCGGAAGCAACGAUGUGUACAUAGGAAAGGCGCCUUGUAAGGUCAUCACCUAUUUCACCACUCCCAAUCAGAUCAGAUGCAUCACUUCCCGGGGGGAUGAGCCAGAGAAUUCUUGGCGGCGAGUGACUGUCAUUGUUGACUCAGAUCCCAACAGACAGGAUAAGCGGGAUUACGGUUUUAUGUUUCACGAUUAUUCCACUCCAAAACUGAGAAGAGUCUGGCCGGUGGCAGGUCCUCCUAUGUCAAAAAUCAAUGUUGCUGGAGGGCCAUUUAGCGAAUCUAGCGAAUGGAAAAUAUAUGUUGGCAAACAGCUUUGCAACCUUGGAGAUGAUCCAACUUUGAGGAAAAGUUCUAGCCGCUUUGGAGAAACUCUUCAGUGUGAUUUACUGUCAUCAGAAGAUGAACUACAGAGGACCGAGGCAGGGUCAAGGGACGUGUAUGCCGAUGUGCAAGGGAGUCCAGUGUCUGGGAAGUCCCGCGCAAGUAACUUUUAUGUGGAUUUCGCUAACACUAAGUACUUGUUUCAGGUUCACCCUGAGAUAACACGCAUAACUCCUUCAUUGGUUGGGACAAGUGGUGGAAUACCUCUAACUAUUGAAGGAUCAGGUUUUAGUAGGGACCCAUCAGAGGUUGAGGUCAUGAUUGGAGCUUCGCCAUGCACGGUCAAAAGCAGCUCUGGAACCAAGAUUAUCUGUACGAUUCCGCCAGCGCCUGAGAAUAACCAGUCUAGACAGGAGCUUUAUCCGGGUGGAAGAGGAGUUGCUGUGGAGUUCUACCCAGCUGGAAACCCUGACAAGGAUGUCAUCCUGACGGAUCUCAUGGAAGUCACAGAAGAAAUGACAGAUCUCACAUUCGUGAAGAAGUUACGAGCCUUCUUUCUUCCUCCAGAGACGGGAGAUUACAAGUUCCAUAUCUAUGGGCCGGCUCGAGGGGAACUGUACAUGACUUGGACCUCAUCUGCUGUACCAGCUCCAUUGAUGGACGCCAGAGUAGAGGUUGUCGACCUUCACGCGUACAUCGCGAAGAUCGACCGCGAGUUCAAGAAGCAACGGUACGACGACAUCGACACACCAUUGCUAUACGUACGCAUUCAGAUCAGAGAGGCGACCUGCAGUGCCUUGAUCGAUUGCGGAGCAUCUCGCAACUACAUCAGCCAGGACUUCAUGGUACGCGCCGGCCUUGGCCCACGUGUCUGGAGGAAGCCCCAGCCGACGCAAGUCACAUUGGCAGACGGUCACACGCACAAGUCAAUCGACCGGUGCAUUGACGCCGUCCCAGUGUACUUCGCCCCUCACGCAAGUGAGGCGGUGUCCUUUGAUAUUCUGGACACCAAAUUCAACAUGAUCUUGGGCAUGUCGUGGCUGCGAAGCGAGGAUCACCCGGUGAACUUCUUCAACCGCACCGUUCACACGAUCAGGAAUGCUGGCCCUCUCCCACGCAUCGAYGACCUUCUCGAGCGAUUGGGCGGCGCCCAGUUCUUCUCUAAGUUGGAUCUUAAGUCAGGGUACCACCAACUCGAGAUUCGCAAGGAGGAUCACUACAAGACCGCGUUCAAGACACGGUAUGGGCAUUUCGAAUGGCUGGUCAUGCCAUUUGGCCUUAUGAAUGCCCCAGCCACUUUCCAAGCGGCUAUGACAACGGAGUCCCGACACAUGCUGGAUCGUUUCGUACUUAUCUACCGUGACGACAUUCUGGUAUACAGCCGGAGUCUGGACGAGCAUGUGGAACACCUGCGCACCGUUUUGGAGCGGCUACGACAGGCCAAGUACAAAGCAAACCGCGACAAGUGCGAGUUCGCACAGCAGGAGCUGGAGUACUUGGCACACUAUGUGACGCCGCAAGGCAUCCGUCCGYUUGCGGACAAGAUCGAGGCCCUACGAGUAUGGCCCGAGCCCACCAACACCACGGACGUUCAUUUAUUCAUGGGGUUGGCGGCCUACUAUCAGCGAUUCAUCACCGGAUACUCCAGGAUUGCUGCACCUAUGACGAGGUUACAGUCGCCAAAGGUGCCAUUCGUAUUCGAUGACGACGCACGCCGGUCAUUCCAAGCACUUAAGACGGCUAUGCUCAUGGCACCCGUCCUUAGCAUCUAUGACCCCACCCUGCCGACGCGAGUGACUACGGACGCUUCUGGCUAUGGCAUUGGUGCACUUGAUGAUACAAGGAAGAAGGAGCUGCUCGCAUUCGUGAUGGCUCUCAAGCGCUACUGGCACUUCCUCCUUGGGCGUCAUAGGUUCACAUGGGUCACAGACAACAAUCCAUUGACCUACUACAAGGCGCAGGACACGGUGAGCAGCACGAUCGGGCGAUGGAUGUACUUCAUCGACCAAUUUGACUUCACACCGAAACAUGUCCCCGGCCUCUCCAAUCGCGCAGCAGAUGCACUCUCGYGAAGACCUGAUCUUUGCGMUAUGACACAUCAUGCCUUCGCAWUCGACGAGGAGCUUCAGCGACACUUCAUCCGGGCAUAUCAGUCUGAUCCGGACUUCGGCACGCUCUAUGCACAACUAUCUUCGGAUCACCCGCCGGUCAGCCAUUACGGCAUUGUCGACGGGUACUUGCUCCUCCACUCGAGAGGCAAGGACUUACUAUGCGUCCCACGAGACCGUCGUCUUCGGACUCGCCGCCUCAGCGAGUAUCAUGAUUCGCGACUCGCCGGCCAUUUCGGAGUCAACCGCACUAUUGCACGGCUUCGACAGCGAUUCCGAUGGCCUGACCUCAUUACCGAUGUCACUCGGUAUUGCGACUCAUGCGAAGUUUGCCGAUGCAGCAAACCCCGCAACCGCAAUCCCUAUGGCGAGUUACACCCGAUGCCUAUCCCACGGGAACCCGGUCUCUCCAUUGCCAUGGACGUCACCGGUCCGUUUCCUCGCGACCGGCUCGGGCACGACGGCAUCCUCACGGUUGUGGACCGAUUGACAGCCGCGGGCGAUGAGCCCGAUGGCCCUUCUUUUGUGAUGAACAUUCCAGAGCAGUUGACGGUCCAUCCGGUCUUCCACGCCUCAAAGCUGGCAACAUACACGCCAGCCAAGAGCGACGACUUUUCGGGCCGACGAUCGCAGGACCCUCCUUCUAUAGAUGGUCAUCAGGAAGUUGACCGCGUCAUCUCCGAUCGCAAGUACGGCAGCAAGCCGCGGCAGUACAAAGUCACAUUCAAAGCAUGCGAUCGCGACGACACUCGGUGGAUUUCAGGCGCAGAUUUGAAAGCUUCCGCACCGCUGAUCUACGCGCAUUAUGAAAAGCGGAGGUUAGCUCAGCUUCACGACCAGCCCCUCCCACCCGGAUUGUGGUCCCUCCCUCAGACAGACAGCUUCGCCCUCGCAGUUAAACGUCAUCUGGAAGAGGAGAAAACAAGGGGGGAACAAACCAAGCAGAAAACAUAUUCCAGAAGAUCACAGAAGGGAAGAGGAAAAUCCAACCAAGGACAGGGGAUUGAGGCAAAGGGAACAGAUCAAAGCAUGGAAGGGGGCGCAAGAGACACAAUGAUGAAAGAAGGGGAGGAAGAGGAAAAUCCGACAGUUGGAGGUAAGAGGAAACACAAUGAAGGCCAAAAGGAAAGAGAGGACAUAGACGAGGAACAAGGCAACCCAGAAUUGGAAGAGUACCCAUGGUCAGGCAAACAGGAAAAGGAGCUGUUGGAGUACAUCCUGACCUAUGAAAGAUUAAGACAAGACAAUUUUGAGCUACAGUUGAUUCCGCACAGGGAAGAACAGAAAAGCAAACAGAAUGCAGAAAGCCCCAACCCAUCGCAACUCAUCUCGUUGUCUGAAAAUCCAUUCGCUCCAUUGGAAAGAGAAGAGGAACUGGCUACCUUGUUCGCAGAAAAAUACGCUGCAACCAAGGAAGAUCUGGAAAUGUAUUUUGAAGAAGACAACUCAAGCAUGUCGAAGGAGAAGAAUCAAAACAAGGGGGCAAAGUUGCCAAGCUACAAACCUUCGCAAGCUCUGAUAGACCAAGGGAAACAACAGGGGCAGGAGGAACAAAGCAGGAUGUUGUCAACAGCCACACAGCUGGGCAUUCAGGUUGAGGCACUGUAUGCCCAAAACAACCGGCUAAUUGACCUGUACCGGGAGAUUUCCCUGCGCAAAGUGACAAUCCAGGACCUGCGCCACAAGGCUCAUGAAGAGUUCUGGAAGAGGGCAGAAAAAGAAGCAAGCACCCUGCUCCCAUCAAGAGCGGUAAUCCCAGUCCAAAAGGACCUGCUAACAGAGGAUUGGAAGAUAGUAGUCCACAAAGACCUAUCAAUAAUGAGAUGGAGACCGGGACAAAAGAAAGAAGACGUGUUGAAAAAGAUCAGCAAAAGGAGAAAACCAAUCUUCAUGGGGCUUGCAGAUAAACAACAAAAGGAAGGAGAGGAGGAACAUUUGGAAACAGACAAAGAAUCAGAGGGAGAAAAUCUAACACAGCAGGAUGCAAGGCCAUUGAUAGUCUGGUUGGAUCAAGGAUCAGAACUCUCUGAGGGUUUACAGUGGAAACUAUGGUGGUGGAUGGCGGCACUACCAGUAACAGCCUUAGGAGGUGUAACAACCAUGACUCAAAAUGCAGUGGCACUUGCAACAUUGGUGGAAUCAGGAGCACUGGGACAGGAUGAGAACAGGUUACCAUCCUAUCUCACCUCACUAGAGGAGGACACGGGCAGCGGCUCUGAGAUAUAGAAGGAUAAACACAAGUCUCAAAG
Molecule: messenger RNA, 5432 nt
Organism: Chara braunii
Lineage: Eukaryota; Viridiplantae; Streptophyta; Charophyceae; Charales; Characeae
Source: the annotation of a GenBank genome assembly